This is a messenger RNA of Xyrauchen texanus (razorback sucker), 4744 nucleotides long. RefSeq names its product sodium- and chloride-dependent creatine transporter 1-like. Gene Ontology annotation, cellular component: membrane. NCBI's taxonomy places the organism in Eukaryota, Metazoa, Chordata, Actinopteri, Cypriniformes, Catostomidae. Gene Ontology annotation, biological process: sodium ion transmembrane transport. The coding region runs from base 692 to 2656 and encodes 654 amino acids. The transcript is spliced from 13 exons. The record is from RefSeq and is a predicted model, not a curated record.
CGUACGCCUCAUAGACAGUCCGUCCGCGCACACUGAGGGACAAAGCAGCAGAAGCCGCCGCACCUCCUAUACACACCGAACUGCGUCUCGUUUAUACAUGCUGAGUGUUUAUUACCGAAUAAGACGAUGGUCUGAAGAGAUUUAGGCGAUAAAUUCACGAAUGUAAUUCCAUUACAUUCAUCCGGUCAGUGCGUGCUCAAAGGGCCGCUUUGGUUUCGCCGUCUCCGCAGUCGCCUUCUCUUUGAGAGAUAUACGAGCCCAUGCGAUUCUUCAGACUCACCUUUAAGUGUUUCGUGGAUUGUUUUUGAAGGUGCUGUUUAAAAAACGGUGUCUUUUUCUUUUACGACCUAUUAUUUAUUUUACCAACGCGAAUUUUGAUUAAAAAAAACCCCGCCAAAAACCGUUGCUAAUUCGUCGAGAUAUCUACCUGUGUCAGCCGUUUCUGCAACGGUCUGACGCUGAGGAGAAAAGAAGAAAUACAUUCUUCAAGAAUAAAACUGCUGACUGUUUUUGUAAAUACAAAUAAAUAAAGAAACGGACCAGAUCUUGUUCUGAUAUUAACAGGAUCGUCUGGGGGACAUCUUGAUAAGAGAAACAGACUUGAGCCAAAACAAAAUAUUUAUUUUUACUGACGAUUUAAGCCCUUCUUUCGUGUGGUUGAAGGUUGAGGGUCUCUUUGUUUACAAGUGAGAUGGAGAAAACCUCUCUGGACGCAAACUGCUGCGCCUUGAACGUGGUCCUGGUGGAGGAGAAGAAGGGACAUCUCAUUCCCAAUGGAAACGCGCAUCAAGGCGUCAAUGGGACCCUCAUCGGAGGGGCCAACGGGGGCCCCAUACAAGCGGCCCCUGGAGCCAUAACAACGGCGGUGAGAGCGGGUUACCCCGAGCGAGAGACUUGGACCAGGCAGAUGGACUUCAUUAUGUCCUGCGUGGGCUUUGCCGUGGGGCUGGGGAACGUCUGGCGAUUCCCGUACCUGUGCUACAAAAAUGGUGGAGGAGUGUUCCUCAUUCCCUAUGUGUUGUUCAUAUUUCUGGGGGGCAUUCCCUUAUUCUUCCUGGAAAUUGCACUUGGCCAGUUCAUGAAAGCUGGAAGCAUCACUGUGUGGAACAUUGCACCUCUUUUCAAAGGACUGGGCUUCGCCUCCAUGGUGAUUGUGUUCUUUUGUAACACAUACUACAUCAUGGUGCUGGCCUGGGGUUUCUACUACUUCAUAAAGUCCUUCAAUUCCACACUGCCAUGGUCCACUUGUGACAACCCGUGGAACACAGAGCAUUGUAUUGAGAUCUUCCGCCAUGCCGACUGCCAAAAUGGCACCAUUGGCAAUUUCACCUUUGGCAACCGGACAUGCGAGGAGCUGGCCAAUGGGCGUUCCCCUAUUAUUGAAUUCUGGGAAAACAAGGUUCUGAACAUCUCUGAAGGACUGGACAAGCCAGGCGUCAUCAACUGGGAACUACUGCUGUGUCUUUUGGCCGUGUGGGUGAUGGUGUACUUCUGUGUGUGGAAGGGGGUGAAAUCCACAGGAAAAAUUGUGUAUGUCACUGCCACGUUCCCGUAUGUGGUACUGAUUAUUCUUCUGGUGAGGGGUGUAACUCUUCCUGGUGCAUAUGAUGGGAUCUUGUAUUAUGUUAAACCUGACUGGUCCAAGCUAGGAGAACCACAGGUCUGGAUCGAUGCUGGUACUCAAAUCUUUUUCUCCUACGCAAUUGGGCUUGGGGCCCUCACCGCUCUUGGCAGCUAUAACCGAUUCAACAACGACUGCUAUAAGGAUGCGUUUGUGCUGGCUCUUAUUAAUAGUGGCACCAGUUUCUUUGCUGGUUUUGUCGUCUUCUCUAUCCUGGGUUUCAUGGCAUCCGAGCAGGGUGUGGACAUCUCAAAAGUGGCUGAAUCAGGCCCCGGUCUGGCAUUCAUAGCGUAUCCUAAAGCCGUAUCUCUGAUGCCCAUGGCUCCGGUGUGGGCUGCCCUGUUCUUCAUCAUGCUGCUACUGCUGGGACUGGACAGUCAGUUUGUUGGUGUGGAGGGUUUCGUAACUGGGAUUCUUGAUCUUUUCCCUGGAAAGUAUUACAUGCGUUAUCAGCGCGAAGUUGCUGUGGCAAUCUGCUGUUUAUUAUGCUUCAUUAUAGAUCUCUCCAUGGUUACACAGGGAGGGAUGUAUGUCUUCCAGCUUUUUGACUACUAUUCAGCCAGUGGAAUGACCCUGCUGUGGCAAGCAUUCUGGGAAUGCGUGGUUGUCGCGUGGGUUUAUGGUGCUGACAGGUUCAUGGAUGAUAUUGCUCGUAUGAUCGGUUACCGGCCAUUCCCGUGGAUAAAGUGGUGCUGGUCCUUUAUAACUCCAUGUGUUUGCAUGAGUAUCUUCCUUUUUCAUUUGAUGAACUACAAGCCUCUGACCUACAAUAAUGUGUAUGUGUACCCAUGGUGGGGAGAGGUGAUUGGAUGGUGUCUAGCUCUCUCGUCCAUGCUCUGUAUCCCUGUUAGCCUUGUGUACAAGCUUGCUGGAGCCAAGGGAACAUUCAGAGAGCGUUGGGAAAGUCUGACCAAACCAGUGUGGGGAGCCCAUCACCUCGAAUACAUGGCCCCUGACACUGAUAUUAAAAGCCUAGCCUCUCUGUCUCCUGGAACUGAGGAGAACAAGGUGAUCAUUUUUGAGAGUGUUAUGUAGACAAAAAUCAAAGGGAAAGCCUAUGACAACCCUCCUAAGGCAAGCUGGUUAAUCAGUAUUAAUUUAACAUUUUAUGGAAUUUGAUGUCAAAUUCUAUCCUCUAACAGUCUUAAUACAAAUAACAGUUUAUGGAAAUUAAUGAUUACAUGAAAUCCCUCAUGGACACCAGAUUUCAUUUUUCAUGAGUUUAAAGACCCCAUGAAAUAGAUUAACAAGUUUUGUUUUCUCCGUUGGUGUAUUUCAUAUAGAAACAGGAAUUUUGGGCAGGGAAUAAGUCAGGGAUCUUGACCCCUUUUUAAAAAUGGCCUUAAAAGGCUUUAAUUACGUCAGUUGCAAGCUGUAUUUGGGGGAGGGGUAUUAUCAUUCUCAUAUUUGAUUGGACAAAAAUGUGUUAAGUGCAAGAUGAGUCAUCAAUAUUUCUGGUCUGUUUUAAUGUGUAUAUUGGCUAAAGUUUUGUUUAGUCAACUUUUAAGAGUACACUUGCAUAUAGAUGGCUUCAAAGCUAAUAAACAUUAACUAAGAGCCACAAAAUUUUGAUUUCAAUGGGUCUUUAAACUGCAACCUAAACUUAAAACAUUAUGUGCAAUGUUUAUUGCAGAUAUCCACACUUGGCAGGGCAAAAUCAGCAUGUCUUUGGAGGGGAAAAUAUAGUGUCUAAUCUGACAACUCAUAGCUUUGCACCUGGAUCAAUUGUUAAACCUGGGUGAAGUACAUCAAUUCUGAAAAGGGCACAAUUCCCACAGGCCAAUUUCCUGAACAUGUCAACGGUCUCUUUGCACUGACACAUAAGUAUAAAACAUAUCCAAAUGAGAAGCACAUAGUCAAAAUGAAGGUUAGCUACAAACGUUUUACCAAUAUAUCCUUGACACAAUUUGGCCCAUAAUGAUAUUCACAAAGUGGGAUGAUAAAUAGCAAUCCACUUUCUUAAAUGAAUAAAAUCUUGUGCAGAUUAUUUUUUAAACUAAAAUAAUGUAUGCUACUUAUUAGAGCAACAAAAAAAAGAAUCAAAAGAUGUUUUAAUAAUCAAGAAUAAAUCUUACGUUCAUACUAGCAAUCAAACUAAAUGUCACAUCAAUAAGACCACAUAUAUUUGCCAAACGUGCGUUUUUAUUUCUAAAGAGUGUAAAGAAUGUCGAUAUGCUUGAUGUGUCUUUGUUUGAGACAGGUGACCUCAAUACCUUGAGCAUGAUAUCACUGUGUUAGAUAUAUGUGCCAAAUGGAGCAUGAUUUUCCAUCUCUGUUGGUCAGAAGAUGGUUUCGGUUGCCAUAAAUCAAUAUCUCAUCUACCUAGUACAGCUUAAACAUACUGUGUCCUUGAUGUGUCUUCCAGAAAAGUAAAUCUUUGGAAACAUCUAGAGAGUUUUUACUGCAGACAUUUUGUAUGAAGAGGUGCAAAAAAAAAACAAAGAAGAGUCAGAGACGCAUUUAAUUGUUAAUCCAAUUUGAGUACUAUAUUUUGAAUUUGAGUGCCAGUAUUAGUAUGUUCUCAGACUAUUUUCUUUUAAUUUUUAUGAUUUAAAAUUGUCACUUAAUCAUCCAAAGAAAGAUAUUUAGGCAUUUUUUUUAAAUCAGUGCAAAAAAAAAAAGUCUUUUCAUAAUGUCAUAUAUAUAUAUAUAUAUAUAUAUAUAUAUAUAUAUAUAUAUAUGUAUGUAUGUAUACUGGCGGCCAAAAGUUUGGAAUAAUGUACAGAUUUUGCUGUUUUGGAAGGAAAUUGGUACUUUUAUUCACCAAAGUGGCAUUCAACUGAUCACAAUUUAUAGUCAGGACAAUGACAUUAUUGAUGUAAAAAACAGCACCAUCACUUUUUAAAAAUAAAAUCCUUUUUUAUCAAAUCUAGACAGUCCCCAUUUCCAGCAAAAACUCAAAAACCUUAUCCUUGAGUAAUCAUGCUAAAUUGCUAAUUUGGUACUAGAAAAUCACUUGCCAUUAUAUUAAACACAGUUGAAAGCUAUUUGCUUUGUUAAAUGAAGCUUAACAUUGUCUUUGUGUUUGUUUUUGAGUUGCAAAAGUAUACAACAGACUGGCAUGUCUUAAGGUCAAUAUUGGGUCAAAAAUGGCAAAAAAAAAAAAAAAAAAAAAAAGAGAAA